This is a messenger RNA of Drosophila nasuta, 1062 nucleotides long. Its product is annotated as zinc finger TRAF-type-containing protein 1-like. Bases 1 to 1062 code for a protein of 353 amino acids. Gene Ontology annotation, cellular component: nucleus. The transcript has a single exon. Lineage: Eukaryota; Metazoa; Arthropoda; Insecta; Diptera; Drosophilidae. Gene Ontology annotation, molecular function: zinc ion binding. The record is from RefSeq and is a predicted model, not a curated record.
AUGUCUUUAGAAAAUCUAGAAGAGAUUGUGAGUCCCAGGCUGAGCGCUGAGGAUGAGAUCAAUACGGAUGUGGAUUCGGAAGACGAGAUCAACAAUGUGCCAGCCGCGAGCGGAGUAUUCGUCCAUGGAUUGAGAAUUUCUGGCGAUUUGGACAACUUCCGCUGCAUUGUGUGCAACACGGUGCCAUUUUCAAAGAUUUACGAAUGCAACAAUGGGCAUCUCAUCUGUGCUGGCUGCUAUCAAAUACGUGUGCUGGACAAAAUGCUUGGCUCCCAGAUGGGCACGUGUUCACAGUGUGGAGUGCGAAUCUAUCGACAACGAGUAAAUCGCAAUACAGAUGUCGAACAGCAACUAGCUGAAGCAGUUGUGGCCUGUGAGAAAUGCAAUAUGCAUUUGCCGCGCUGUCAACUGCGUCUUCAUAGCCUACAAGACUGUUGCAACCGGUUGACAACAUGCAAAUACAAGCGCAUCGGAUGCAAGUGGAAAGGUAAAGUGGGCGUGCUGGAGGAGGCACAUAAUGAGAAUUGCGAGUUUCGCCACAAGAAAGCUGAAGAAUUGCUCAAGGAGCUGCGUAAGAUGACGGAGAAACGAGAUAAGAAGACUGCUUUGCGGGUCAAUGUAAUGAGGUUUCUGCAAAUGCCGCAGAUCACAGCUCGUAUGGUGCACCUCAUACCGACAGAUGAGACAUUUUUGCCAAAUGUUUUUACGACCUGCCAAAUCAUUGAUGCUUUCAAUCGGCGUUGGUCAGUUGAAUUCAUGUGGCGGACGGCCAACCUUGCUGAUGAGCCCAACGAAGAGGAAACCGAUCCAUGUACUCUCUUGUUUCAAUUGUGCUUGUACAACUCGGGUAUCGAACGUUCACCUCUGGGACUUUCUUACACACUGCUCAGUAGCACCUAUUCGGACAUCCGAUUCCAGGCGAAUCUGUGCAUGAGACACGAUUUUAGUAGAGAUAAUCCCAACGGACCAGUGGCGACAAUCUAUGAAAACUCUUGGCAUAACAUCAACAGACUUCUCAACAAGCGCGGAUUCUAUGCCCGUCUACUGAUGGCUCGUAUAUAA